This is a messenger RNA of Nannospalax galili (Upper Galilee mountains blind mole rat), 2141 nucleotides long. RefSeq names its product solute carrier family 34 member 2 (gene Slc34a2). The transcript is spliced from 13 exons. The record is from RefSeq and is a predicted model, not a curated record. Gene Ontology annotation, molecular function: sodium:phosphate symporter activity. Bases 36 to 2141 code for a protein of 701 amino acids. Gene Ontology annotation, cellular component: brush border; apical plasma membrane; vesicle. Gene Ontology annotation, biological process: intracellular phosphate ion homeostasis; sodium-dependent phosphate transport. Lineage: Eukaryota; Metazoa; Chordata; Mammalia; Rodentia; Spalacidae.
GGUUUCAGAGACUCCAGCUACACAGCAGGGCAGAGAUGGCAGUAGGACACAUGACAUGUGAGACUAUGGCUCCUUGGCCUGAGUUGGAAAAUGCCCAGCCAAAUCCCAAUAAAUUCAUUGAAGGGGCCUCGAGUCCACAGACAACCAUACCAGCCAAGGACAAGGAGACUAGCAAAAAUGACAGUGGCGUUCCUGUAUCCAAGAUUGAACUUCUGCCCUCCUAUUCAACUGUGGCCCUGAUAGAGGAACGCACCCAGGAGGAUGACCCCUGGGACCUGCCUGAACUCCGGGACACUGGGAUCAAGUGGUCAGAGAGAGACACCAAAGGGAAGAUUCUCUGCGUCUUCCAAGGGGUGGGGAAAUUCAUUCUACUCCUGGGAUUUCUCUACCUGUUCGUGUGCUCCUUGGAUAUCCUCAGCAGCGCUUUCCAGUUGGUUGGAGGAAAGAUGGCGGGCGAGUUCUUCAGCAACAAUUCCAUCAUGACCAACCCUGUGGCAGGGCUGGUGAUUGGGGUGCUGGUGACCGUCAUGGUGCAGAGUUCCAGCACGUCUUCGUCCAUCAUUGUCAGCAUGGUGGCCUCCUCUUUGUUGACUGUGCGGACUGCCAUCCCCAUCAUCAUGGGGGCCAACAUCGGGACCUCCAUCACCAACACCAUUGUGGCACUCAUGCAGGCGGGGGACCGGAAUGAGUUCAGAAGGGCUUUUGCAGGGGCCACUGUUCAUGACUUCUUCAACUGGCUCUCUGUGUUGGUGCUUUUGCCCCUGGAGGCUGCCACACACUACCUCGAGAUCCUGACCAACCUUGUGGUGGACACCUUCAAGUUCAAGAAUGGAGAAGAUGCCCCAGACCUUUUAAAAGUCAUCACAGAUCCAUUCACAAAGCUUGUCAUUCAGCUGGAUAAAAAGGUCAUCCAGCAAAUUGCAAUGAAUGAUGAGACAGCCCGGAACAAGAGUCUGGUCAAGACCUGGUGUAAAACUUUAACUACCGUGACUCAGGUGAAUGUCACCGUCCCUUCACCUGAUAACUGUACCUCUUCUUCUCUCUGCUGGAUGGAUGGCAACCAGACCUGGACCAUCCAGAAUGUGACCAAUGUGGAGAACAUUGCUAAAUGCAAGCAUAUCUUCGUGAAUUUCAACCUCCCAGAUCUUGCUGUGGGCAUCAUCCUGCUGAUUGUCUCACUGCUGGUCCUCUGUGGCUGUCUGAUUAUGAUAGUCAAGCUCUUGGGCUCUGUGCUCAAGGGACAGGUUGCUGCUGUCAUCAAGAAGACCCUCAAUACUGAUUUCCCUUUUCCCUUUGCCUGGGUGACUGGUUACCUGGCUAUCCUUGUCGGGGCAGGGAUGACCUUCAUUGUGCAGAGCAGCUCUGUGUUUACUUCUGCCAUGACGCCACUCAUCGGUAUUGGCGUGAUUACCAUUGAGAGGGCAUAUCCACUCACGCUAGGCUCCAACAUUGGUACCACCACCACAGCCAUCCUGGCCGCCUUAGCCAGCCCAGGAAAUACACUGAGAAGUUCACUCCAGAUUGCCCUGUGCCACUUUUUCUUCAACAUUUCUGGAAUCUUGCUGUGGUACCCGAUACCAUUCACCCGCCUUCCCAUCCGCCUUGCCAAGGGCCUGGGCAACAUCUCUGCCAAGUACCGCUGGUUCGCAGUCUUCUACCUGAUCUUCUUCUUCCUUCUGACCCCACUCACUGUGUUUGGCCUGUCGCUGGCAGGCUGGCCGGUGCUGGUGGGCGUGGGCGUGCCCAUCGUUCUCCUGGUGCUCCUGAUCGUGUGUCUCCGGAUGCUGCAGUCACGAUGCCCACGCAUCCUGCCCCUGAGGCUCCGGGAUUGGAACUUCCUGCCCUCGUGGAUGCAUUCCCUGAAACCCUGGGACAACGUCAUCUCCCUGGCGACUACCUGCUUCCACAGGCGCUGCUGUUGCUGUUGUCGAGUCUGCUGCCGCGUGUGCUGCAUGGUGUGUGGCUGCAAGUGCUGCCGUUGCAGCAAGUGCUGCAGGGACAUGGAGGAGGGGGAAGAAGAGCAGGAUGUCCCUGUCAAGGCUCUCGGGGCUUUUGACAACGCAUCCAUAAGCAAGGACGCCCAAGAUUCUGGCAAGGGCCAGGUGGAUGCUCUGGACAUUAAGACCACCACAGUGUUCUAG